Chenopodium quinoa (quinoa) is the source of this 1219-nucleotide messenger RNA. RefSeq names its product 2-C-methyl-D-erythritol 2,4-cyclodiphosphate synthase, chloroplastic-like. Gene Ontology annotation, biological process: terpenoid biosynthetic process. The record is from RefSeq and is a predicted model, not a curated record. Gene Ontology annotation, molecular function: 2-C-methyl-D-erythritol 2,4-cyclodiphosphate synthase activity. The transcript has 3 exons. The coding region runs from base 159 to 884 and encodes 241 amino acids. NCBI's taxonomy places the organism in Eukaryota, Viridiplantae, Streptophyta, Magnoliopsida, Caryophyllales, Amaranthaceae.
UCAAAACCAAACAAACCAAACCCAUACCAACGUAGUUUCAUUACUCAUUCCAAAUUUAUACCAUUAGGGAGUACGGAGUAUUUGUUUAUUUGAACCAAAUACACCCUCAUUUCUUGCUCAUUCCUUUUUCAAUUUCCCAAUUUUCUGAAGGUUAAUCAAUGGCAGCUAUGACAACUGCUCUCUGCGCUUGCUCAUUCCUUCACACCACCACACAAAAACAUCUACUUUCUCUCUCCUCUUCUUCCCACCUCUCACACUCUCUUCCCUCCUUCACUCUCAACACCAAAUGCCUGAACAAUUCAGCUUUAAAACCCACCAAUUCUUUCUCAAUUUCAGCAGUUUCUACCCCAAUUGCUGAGACUUCUCAACCCACUUCAUUAUCAAAUUCAAAACCCCCUAAAAUCCUUCCUUUUCGGGUCGGUCACGGGUUCGAUCUCCAUCGCUUGGAGCCGGGUUAUCCUUUGAUUAUUGGUGGCAUUGACAUUCCUCAUGAUAAAGGAUGCGAGGCUCACUCUGAUGGAGAUGUGCUGCUUCAUUGUGUGGUAGAUGCUAUAUUGGGGGCAUUAGGGCUUCCGGAUAUCGGGCAACUUUUCCCUGAUAAUGAUCCUAAGUGGAAGGGUGCAGCUUCUUCUGUUUUCAUCAAAGAAGCUGUAAGACUAAUGGACGAGGCUGGGUAUGAGCUUGGCAAUUUAGACGCCACCUUAAUUCUUCAAAGACCUAAAGUUAGCCCACACAAGGAAGCAAUCAAGGCCAACUUGUCUGCUCUGCUCGGGGUUGAUACCUCCGUCUUGAAUCUGAAAGCGAAAACCCAUGAGAAGGUUGAUAGUCUCGGAGAAAAUAGAAGUAUUGCAGCUCAUACAGUGGUUCUAUUGAUGAAAAAGUAAAGGAACCAUCAUGAACCACAAUUAGAAGAUCAACAUCACUAUUGAAAAAUCUUAUGUGUGAUAUGUUUCUUUUGGUAGGUUUUUGGUGAAUAUAACUUGCAAAUUAUCUUGUAUAGCGUUUAAACAGUUCAUGUUUAAACAUUUUUAUCUCGACCUUCAUUCAACGAAGGCUUGAUGCAUUCAUGUAUCAAUCUAAUACUAACAGUGUAUUGUGUAGCAGCUACAUGUCUAAGUCUGUGACUGGUUUCUGGUUUCGGUUUCGCCGACAAAAACCAGGAUCAAAUAGUAAACAAAGAGCCACCUGCCAAAUUAAAAGACUAAAAUUGUUGUUGGGA